CUUCUCCACACUACAGUCCGCGGCUGCCUCGUGUAUUCUCGCUGAUGUGAAAAGAUGUUCAAUAAAUCGCAGUUCGGUGCCCCCACCUUCGGCAACACCAGUGGCUUCACCGGCUCCGCCUUCGGGCAAAAUACCGGUGCCUCAGGGUUUGGUGGAUUCGGCCCAACACCAGCCGGCUUCGGUGCCACCAGCAAUGCCGCGGGAGGGCUAUUUGGUGCCACGCAGAGCAAACCAGGUGGGCUGUUCGGCUCCAGCAGUUUCGGUCAGCCAGCGACCUCCUCCACCAAUGCUGGCUUCGGUUUUGGCACCCCAACCUCCAGCAGCUUGUUCGGGGCUACCAACACCGGCGGUCUCUUCUCCACACAGCCGAACAAUGCCUUCACCCAGAACAAGCCCGCAGGAAGCUUUGGAACCUUCGGAACCAGCACCAGCGGUGGAGGCUUGUUUGGGACGACGAGUACGGCCUCCAACCCCUUCGGAGGAACGUCGGGGACGCUGUUCGGGGGAACAUCCUUCACCCCUACUGCUCCCAAUGGAACCACUAUUAAAUUCAACCCCCCAACGGGGACAGAUACUAUGGUGAAGUCUGGGGUGAGCACCAGCAUCAGCACCAAACACCAGUGCAUCACCGCUAUGAAGGAGUACGAGACCAAGUCUUUGGAGGAGCUGCGCCUGGAGGACUACACGGCAGGCCGCAAGGGCCCGCAGACGCCCCUGGUUGGGGCGGGCGGGCUGUUCGGGGCCUCCACAGCCACCUCCAGCGCUGGGGCCAGCCUGUUCGGAGCUACUCCCCCCAACACAAGUGGAGGCUUCAACUUUGGGCAGAACAAAGCCGGCUUCGGAGCAAACACGGGGCUGCUUUCGAAAUUGGGCGUGGUGGGAACUGGGUGUGCGGCCACUCUGCAAAAAACAGGUACUGGUGCAUUCGGCACUCCUGCGGGAGGGCUCUUCGGCCCGGCUCAGCCCCAGGCGGCCACCGGACUCUUUGGCAACAAACCGUUUGGCCUGGCAACAACCACCCAGAGCACCGGCUUCAGCUUCGGCAAUGCCAACCCUUUGGGACAACCCAACACCAGUAGCAUGAGUUUGUUCGGCAGUGCCCCAGCCACACAGUCCGGUGGGAUCUUCGGCACAAACACCAACACUAGCACGGGAACGGGGUUCGGAACCGGCGCGGGGCUGUUCGGCAACACCGCCGCUGGGUUUGGCAAUGUCGGCACUGGCGGGCUGUUUGCUAACAAACCCGCUGGGUUUGGGACGACCACGACCAGCGCUUCUACCUUUGGCACGGCCGGUGCCGGGCUGUUCGGUAACAAACCAAACCUGACUAUAGGAGCCAAUACCAAUCCGUCAACCUUUGGGUUUGGAACAGCCGCGGGAACCGGGGGCCUAUUUGGGAACAAGCCCACCACCGGCGUGCUGGGAGCUGGUCUGGGAGCAGGAUUCGGAGCAGGUGCUGGGCAGACGUCCCUGUUUGGCAACACUCAGCCUAAGUUGGGCGCAGGCCUGGGAGCGGGGGCGUUUGGAACAACCCCAUUCAACACAGCGGGUACCGCGGUGGGCUUUGGGGCUCCCCAGGCCGCUAUCUGCCUGACGGACCCUGCAGCCUCGGCCACACAGCAGGCUGUGCUCCAGCAGCAGCUUAGCGCUUUGGCCUACACACCGUUCGGGGACUCCCCACUCUUCAGGAAUCCCAUGGUUGAUCCCAAGAAGAAGGAGGAGCGACUGAAGCCCACGAACCCCGCAGCACAGAAAGCCUUGACGACGCCCACACAUUACAAGUUGACGCCAAGGCCAGCCACCAGGGUACGGCUGAAAGCCCUGCAGGCCAGCGGCUCCGUCAAGGCUCAUCUCUUCGAUGGACUGGAUGAUGAUGAGCCAGCGGCCCUCGCAAACGGUACCUUCUUACCCAGGAAGAGCAUCAAAAAGCUGAUGCUGAAAACGCCCUCCAGCUCUCUGACCUUCUCCCCUACCGUCCUCAAAGAGACUGAGGAGCUGCCUUCUGCCUCUGAGUACCCAGAGAAUGGGGAGCUGGAGCACGAGGGCAGGAGUGAGCUGGAACGGGAGGAGGAGAAUCCCGAGGUGACCAAGUUCUACACUAACUGUAUCGUAAAGCCCAUCCCGCAGACCCCCGAGGGGUUGAUCGGCCACAAGACCCUGGGCAGCACCAUGGAGGACACCAUCUCCGCCAUGAACCUGCGCAACCUGAGGAACGGAAACCUGGAGGGCAGCAGUGAGGACGCCUCCUUCAUUGAGGGCUCCUUGCACGAGGACCCCGAGGAGGAGGAGGAGAGAGCACCCCCACAUCCCGCCGGCAUUGUGCUGACCAGAGUUGGCUACUACACCCUCCCCUCAAUGGAGGAGUUGGCCCGUACCACCACCGAAAGCGGGGAAUGUAUCGUGGAGAACUUCACCAUCGGACGCAAAGGCUACGGCUCUAUCUACUUCCCGGGCGUGGUGAACCUGAGCAACAUGAACCUGGACGAGAUUGUACACAUCCGCAGGAAGGAGGUCAUCGUGUACCUGGACGAUGAGAGGAAACCGCCAGCCAGUGAGGGUCUGAACAGGCGAGCUGAGGUGACCCUGGAUGGAGUGUGGCCGACAGAUAAAACCACGCGCAGUCCCAUUAAAUCCCCUGAACGGCUGCUGGAAAUGGGGUACGAGGAGCGGCUGGAGAACGCCUCCCGCAAGCAGGGAGCUCGCUUCCUGGAAUAUCGCUCUGAGACUGGCUCCUGGGUCUUUGAGGUUGCCCACUUCAGUAAGUACGGACUGAAGGAAUCUGACGAGGAGGACGAGGAGCUGCCGUCCAAAGCUGAGACCAAGAAGCUGAAAACAGCGUCUCUUCCCAGCCAACAGGCCCAGCAAGCGGCCCCGAGCCCCAAGCCUGCCCCCACCUCACAGAGUCCCUCGCUGGAGCGUGUGGCUCGUGUGGCAGAGCUGGACAGCGAUAUGACAGACAUCACACAGGAGCCCCUCCCUGACUGCUACCUGGAGGAGGACAUAACAGAGGAGCAGGAGCCAGUGUCGGCCUCCAGCAACAUCGCUUCUACCCUGGGCAUCAACCCCCACACACUGCAGAUAAUGAAGGCCUCCCUGUUUGCUGAGGACGAGGAUAUGGACGGCAUCGUGGAGCGGCGCUUCACGAGGUUUCCUCCCGUCCCCGACACAAGCUUGGAGCUGGGAUCACCACACCGGCUGUGCCCGGGUCCUCGCGGCAGGACCUCAGUGGGCGGUUUGUUGCAAUCUAAAUUCACCAGCUCCUCCCUGCUGCUGUCGGGGGCCCGGCUCCAGGAUUCCCCUGAGGCCCCCUCUCCUCGGGCCUGGUUGGUACCCACGCCGCUGCCCUCAGCCUUCGCCAUGCCCAGCCCACUGCCUGAUGUGCCUCUCAGGACGGUGGGUGUGAGACGACAGCAGAGAUUGGUGCAGCUGGAGCGCUCUGUCACCCGGGGCAAAGGCCGGCUCCUCAUGGACAUGGGCCUGUUCAUCGGCCGCUCAUUCAGGGUGGGCUGGGGUCCUGGCUCCACCCUGUGCCACGCUGGGGACCGGCUUAGCGUGCCCACCACCGAUACAGAGACCCCAGAGCAGGACGGUCUAGAAUACGGCUUCUUCCCCAAACCUGUCAAAGUCAAACAGCUUUCAGAGCUGCCGUUUAAGGUCCACGUGGAGAGGGUGAUGCUACGGGGAGAGCGAGGAGACGGGGACCUGUAUCAGGAGCCGUUGGAGAUCGCACUGAGACACAGCAGUGUGCAGACACAAGACGGCUGUCCCCUCAUCACCCCGCAGCCAGGCGUGGAGGCACUACACCAGUAUGUGGACUGGGUGCAAACGGCGCUCACCGGCUCAGAGGAGAAGGAAGCUGUGCUGAGGCGCUGGGGACUGGUGUGGACGCUGUGUGAGGCUCUGUGGGGUCGGCUGAAGGCCCUGGAACCCAGAGCCUCCCAGCACAGCCCGUACGUCCAGCAGCUGGAGCGCAGGCGAGCGUUCUCCCACUGGCUCUCGCUCACCGCACAUCACAGAAUCGAGCAGGAGGUGGCGGUGGCUCAAGAGACAGGCCACGUGGACGCGGUGUUCAGUUACCUGACCGGCAAGCGGAUCAGCGAGGCCUGCAGACUGGCCCAGCGCUCCGGAGAUCACCGGCUGGCACUGCUGCUGGCACAGGCUGUGGGCAGUGAGCAAGUGCGGGAGCUGUUGGCGAUGCAGUUGUUGGAUUGGCACCAACUGACGGCCGAUCAGUUCAUGCAGGAGGACAGGCUGCGUAUCGUGGCCCUGCUAGCUGGCAAGCCUGUGUGGGAGACGUCUGAGGGUGUGGUGAACGCGUGCUCACAGCUCGACUGGAAGCGAUGUCUAGCUAUUCACCUCUGGUACGUGCUGCCGCCCACUGCCUCCGUGGCUGAUGCCCUGAGAGUCUACGAUGAUGCCUUCAAGGGCACAGAGACAGUACAGAGCUACGCACGAUUCCCGUUGCCGGGAUAUCUGGAGGAUUGUGAGAUAGCUGCGAGGAGCGAGGAGGACCAGACCCCACCCCAGGACAUUUGCUAUCAUCUGCUCAAGCUCCACAGUGACAGGUACCACGAGUUGCCGCAGUUGCUGAGCCCGGGCACUGUGACGGAGGAGCGGCUGGAUUACCGGCUAAGCUGGCACGUGUGGGCGGUGCUGCAGGCCCUCAACUACAGCCACGUGUCGGAGAAACAACAGGGCCUGGUCCACAGCAGCUACGCCGCUCAGCUUGAGAGCGCCGGCCUCUGGCACUGGGCCAUCUUCAUCCUCCUGCACAUCCCCAGCUCCCAGCGACGGGAGCGUGCGGUGCGGGAGCUGUUGGCACGGCACUGCCCUCUGGUGGAGACGGAGGAGUGGCAGCGGAGGGAGGAGUUCUUGCGGCACAGCCUGGCAGUGCCGGCCCGGUGGAUCCACGAGGCCAAAGCGCUGAGAGCUCACCGCGACGGCGACGCCCACAGGGAGGCCCUGCACCUGCUGGAAGCCGGGCACUGGAACGCCUGUCACCAGCUGGUGGUCAGCCAGCUGGCCUCAGACGCCAUCAUCAAUGAGAAGCACAGUUACCUGCAACAGUUCCUGGAGAGACUGGCUCAGCCUGAGAGCAGGGCUCACAUCCAGGAUUGGGACAACGCUGGCUCCAUCUUCCUCCAGUACAUUCGCAUUACCCAGAACCUGCAGCGUGUGCAGACCGAGAUCGGGGGCCAGAGCUACGAGCUAGAGAGGCUGCACACGGAUGUUAUGUCGCUGUGUGGUCGGAUCCAGCUGAUCCAGUGUCACACGGCCAGGGAUCAGCUCGCACAAUCCGACAUGGCGAAGAAGAUGUCUAACAUGAUGCGGGUGGUGCUGAGUAUGCAGCACAGUGAGGAGGUGGGAGGGGAGAUGGUCCCUGACCUGCAGCGAGUGCCAGUCUGCCUGCUCGCCCCACACCUGCGACAGCUCCCCAUGCCCGAGGACUACGCGCUGGAGGAGCUUCGAAGCCUGACACAGGUCUACCUGCAGGAGCUGAUCGUCGCCCAGUGAGAGCCCAGCCCCGCCCAUCCCACCCUGCCCUGCCC
Molecule: messenger RNA, 5549 nt
Organism: Callorhinchus milii (elephant shark)
Lineage: Eukaryota; Metazoa; Chordata; Chondrichthyes; Chimaeriformes; Callorhinchidae
Gene: nup98
Product: nucleoporin 98 and 96 precursor
Exons: 34
Coding region: 55-5514 (1819 amino acids)
Biological process (GO): RNA export from nucleus; post-transcriptional tethering of RNA polymerase II gene DNA at nuclear periphery; protein import into nucleus
Cellular component (GO): nuclear pore; nuclear pore cytoplasmic filaments
Molecular function (GO): structural constituent of nuclear pore
Source: RefSeq, a predicted model, not a curated record